Messenger RNA from Vigna umbellata (rice bean), 463 nucleotides. NCBI's taxonomy places the organism in Eukaryota, Viridiplantae, Streptophyta, Magnoliopsida, Fabales, Fabaceae. The record is from RefSeq and is a predicted model, not a curated record.
CCAAGUCAGACACGUAUAGAACACUUGUUGCACCAAAUUCUAGCCAAUUAGCAGUGCACGAAAGACUUAACACACCGGCUAUUACUUCCACGCCCAUUUCCAGAUCUCAACAACACUCAUACUCAUGGACAGUCGUAAAGAGAAAAAUGGCACUUGGCUAUCAGUACCACAAUUUGGAGACUGGGAUCAGAAGGGCCAAGUGCCAGACUACUCUCUUGAUUUCUCAAAGAUAAGGGAAACUAGGAAGCAGAACAAGACAAACAUUUCGAGGGCAAGUCUUGGUAAUGAAGAAGAGUUCGAUGAUUCAACCUCGAGCAGCGCAAACACUGGUCACAGUGAGCACUCCCAACCUCACUACCAUCAAACGGUUCCUCCAAAUGUAAGAUUAUCCAGAAGCUUCCCAGUUCUUUGUUUUAUUUUCUUAAAAAGGAUCAAUUUAAUUGUUUAAAACAAAUAAAAUAUA